This is a messenger RNA of Angiostrongylus costaricensis, 1095 nucleotides long. The record is from the annotation of a GenBank genome assembly. NCBI's taxonomy places the organism in Eukaryota, Metazoa, Nematoda, Chromadorea, Rhabditida, Metastrongylidae.
AUGGAGUUAGCUCAACUCCGCUUUCUGGUUAACCAUCCUGAUCUCGAUAAAGACGUUAAAAAGCAGAAGCUCGAUCAGUUUCAAGCCGCAAUAAAAGAAAAUAAUAUGGCUCCUUUGUACGAGCUGAUCUGCGGAGAGGUUGGCAUUCCGGUGGACCAGUCGCUGCUCGCUAAGAUGAAGGAAACGAAUUCCAAACGCAUAAAAGAAAUCGAUGCCGAAAUUGAAGAUGCGGAGAAAAAUCUUGGUGGUACCGAAGUUCGUCAGGCUUGGUUGAAAAAAUUCGAGUACUAUUGUCAAAUUGGGGAUAAGGAGAAUGUGUGCAAGACUUUCACGUCCACCUACGACAAAACAGUUGGUAUGGGCUACCGCAUUGAUCUCGUGUUUAAUAUGAUUCGUGUAGGAUUGUUUUUCCUUGAUCAUAGUUUAAUCAAUCAGCACAUCACCAAAGCUAAGGAGUUAAUGGAACAGGGAGGCGAUUGGGAGAGAAAAAACCGUCUUCGAUCCUAUGAAGCGCUGUAUAAGAUGUCAGUGAGAGACUUUAAUGGAGCUGCUCACCUUUUCCUCGAAGCCGUUCCCACAUUUGGAUCCUAUGAAUUGAUGACCUAUGAGAAUCUUGUGUUCUACGCCGUAAUAACAUCUCUAUUCGCUCUUGGUCGUCCAGAUCUGAGAACCAAAGUGAUAAGAUGUAAUGAAAUUCAGGAGCAGCUUACAGGAGGUGGGACGCACGGAGCGUUAAUACCUGUUCGAGAAUAUCUUGAGGCUUACUAUGGGUGCCAUUAUGAUCGCUUUUUCAUCCAAUUGGCAGCUCUUGAGAGCGAACGAUUUAAAUUCGACCGGUACCUAGCUCCUCACUUUAACUACUACUCACGUGGUAUGAGAUUGCGCGCAUACGAACAAUUCCUUACUCCAUACAAAACUGUGCGGAUGGAUAUGAUGGCCAAAGAUUUUGGUGUAUCUCGUGGUUUCAUUGACAAAGAGCUCCACCGCCUCAUUGCUGCUGGGCAACUACAUUGCAGAAUUGACGCCGUUCGCGGUGUAAUCGAAAUGAACUAUCCUGACUCAAAGAACUACUUAUACAAAUCCGUCAUAAAGUAA